This is a messenger RNA of Micromonas pusilla CCMP1545, 946 nucleotides long. RefSeq lists its product as uncharacterized. The transcript has a single exon. Lineage: Eukaryota; Viridiplantae; Chlorophyta; Mamiellophyceae; Mamiellales; Mamiellaceae. The record is from RefSeq and is a predicted model, not a curated record. Bases 143 to 913 code for a protein of 256 amino acids.
GUCGUCCCCAAUCUGCGCGCGUCUCCCCUCCGCGCCCGCCCGCCCGCCCGCGCGCGCGCGCGCGAGCGAAGUGAAGAAGCGCGCGCGCGACGGCGCGCGUUUUCUCGGAGAAGGCGAAACGAUUUCCUUUUUGUCGUCGCGGAUGAUGAGAUCCUCCCCGCGUCGUCGUCCGUCCCCGCAGCGCAGAUGGAGGCGGCGGCGAUUUUCGGACCGGCGUUCCCGCAGCCGGUGGGUGGUGUUGCCGCCCGGGUUCCACCCGUGGAUCGGCGAUGCUGAUGACGACGAUGAUGAACAGCGUAUUCACUGCAGAGUCGUUAAAUGCACGUGCGGCCUCAUCUACGACCAAGAUUCGCCUGGCUGCAGGUGCGUCCCGCGGUGCUGUCCGCGUCCGGUCCCCGUCCUCGAGUACUUCACCGAAGCCGUGAAGACGGCUGUCGGUGAGAAAUUCUUCAAGAAACAGAAGUUCAAAGAGAAGAUGCGUUGCGGGCCGAAUGGCGGCGCGUUGUGCGAUUGCCCGCUCUUCUCCGUGGAAGAGAUUCAGAGGUGGAACGACGACUUUUACGCGAGACGCGACGGGGUGAAUCAGUUCUGGAAACUGAUCGUGUACGUGAGGCACGCCGCCGCUCUGUGCGAGCGCCUGUGGCGGGAGGUGCAGGACCGGCGCGGGGCUGGCGCCGCGGUGGACGACGACGACGCGGGCACGCUCCGUCUCCUCGCGUUGGGGCGCUCGAGAAUCCGGGGCGCUGACGCUCGGCUCCAUCGCGUAGCUGAGUACCGUGCGGGGGUCCAGGUCGAUGACGACGACAAGAAGACGAGACCCGCGCUCGAGAAGAAUCUCAGGGAAGAGAAAGUGAAGCUGGCAGCCGUCCGCGUUCACUUCGAAGACCCGCCCGGCGGCGCGGCGGCGGCGUAAUUUUCUUUUUAACGGAAGUACACAACAACGACG